GAAAUUCAGUGCUUUCCAGAGAAGGACCAUAGUAUAAAGCUCAUUUACUCGCUUCCCGUGUUCUCCCAAUAUUUUGUUACUUAUGUAUUCCAAUUUGUUUCAAAUUACUGUUAUUUUUCCCUUUUAUUUUAUUUAUCCUUUUUGUGGAAUUUCCGGUUUUCUUCAUGGUAUUUUUGAUUGGGCGCCGCUCAAUCUAAUUAAAUUUCCGAGGCCCAACGGCCAUGGGUUGCUCCAGCCAAUUAGUCCCAGACCGUCUGGAUGGAUCUGUCAACGGCGAACGAACCCCAAGCCUGGAACGCACCAGUUCGCCUCGUCCACCUUUCUGCACUUCAUGCCUUAAUUGACUGGCCUUAUCGGUCCAAACGUCAGCAUAGUCCCAUUCAUGAUGAAUAUCUUUCCCGUUCUUCGGGUAAGUCUGAGCGUCCAUGU
Aspergillus eucalypticola CBS 122712 is the source of this 429-nucleotide messenger RNA. RefSeq lists its product as uncharacterized. NCBI's taxonomy places the organism in Eukaryota, Fungi, Ascomycota, Eurotiomycetes, Eurotiales, Aspergillaceae. The transcript has 2 exons. The record is from RefSeq and is a predicted model, not a curated record. Bases 83 to 340 code for a protein of 85 amino acids.